ACAUUAACUCUCUGGUCUUUCACACACAAACCCUUUGUAGUUUGGUCCGAAUUAACUAUUUAAAUCCUCAUGGUUUGAUACCAAAUUCAUUCAUGUUCCAUCGUUCUCGUUAGCCAUGGCAUCGACUUAUUCUUACAUGUUUUUUUCUUUUUUUCUUUUUCUCCUCAUCACUUCACAAUUCUCAUAUGCUAGAUAUCCCAAGGGCCAGCUUGACUUGUCUGCCAGCUUCCUGCCAAGACUACAUGCAGAAACGCAGAUAAGAGGGCUUAAUUUGUUCCCUAAGCAUGCCAUCAACGUACCUGCCUUUGAUGAUAAUGAACUGUUAGGCACUUCUUCUCCAAGUAUUGUUGAGAAACAAUUCCAAUUCCAUCUUCUUGGUAACCCAGGGCCUUCUGUUCAAGAGUUUGGCCAUUAUGCUGGGUACUACCGCCUUUCCCAUACUAAAGCUGCAAGGAUGUUCUACUACUUCUUCGAAUCGCGGACUAACAAGAAUGAUCCUGUUGUCAUAUGGUUGACAGGAGGGCCAGGAUGUAGCAGUGAAUUGGCAUUGUUUUAUGAAAAUGGUCCUUUCAAUAUUGCAAACAACCUGUCUCUUUCAUGGAAUGACUACGGUUGGGACAAGGCAUCAAAUAUUAUAUUCGUUGACCAGCCUACUGGAACUGGCUUUAGUUAUACGACAGAGGAGACUGACAUUCGCCACGACGAAACUGGAGUCAGCAAUGACUUGUAUGACUUCUUGCAGGCAUUUUUCAAAGAGCAUCCUCAGUUGACGAAAAAUGAUUUUUACAUAACUGGAGAAUCUUAUGCUGGGCACUACAUUCCAGCAUUAGCUUCUCGGGUUCACCAAGGAAACAAAAAGAAAGAAGGAAUUCAUAUAAACCUCAAGGGUUUUGCCAUUGGCAAUGGUCUAACUCAACCUGACGUUCAGUAUAAAGCAUACACUGAUUAUGCUUUGGACAACAAGUUAAUCGAAAAACCUGAUUACGAUAGCAUUAACGAGAUGAUCCCAGACUGCGAACGAGCAAUCAAAGUUUGUGGAACUGAUGGUGUAUCUACUUGUGAGGAUGCAUUUGACGUUUGCAACAACAUAUUUCAGAGCAUCUUGCAAGUUGCUGGCAAUAUAAACUACUAUGAUAUUAGAAAGACAUGCGAGGGCAGUCUAUGCUACGAUUUCUCAAACAUGGAGACAUUCCUGAACCAGAAAACAGUAAGGGAUGCUCUAGGCGUAGGAGAUAUUGAAUUUGUUUCCUGCAGCAGCGUGGUGUAUGAUGCCAUGACAAGAGACUGGAUGAGAAAUCUUGCAGUAGGAGUUCCUGCUCUCCUAGAGGAUGGUAUCAAGGUGCUUAUUUAUGCUGGAGAGGAGGAUUUGAUAUGCAACUGGCUGGGAAAUUCAAGGUGGGUAAAUGGCUUGGCAUGGUCUGGCCAGAAAGACUUCGGAGCAGCUCCAACAGUUCCAUUCGUUGUUGAAGGCAGAGAAGCAGGACAGCUGAAAAGUCACGGUCCUCUCAGUUUCCUAAAGGUUCACAAUGCUGGUCACAUGGUUCCAAUGGAUCAGCCAAAAGCUGCAUUACAAAUGCUGAAGAGCUGGAUGCAAGGAAAGCUUGCCGUGACUGGCACUAAAGAUUGGAUUGCUCCCCAGUAAUUUGCCUUCACUGCCUUGGCAUUCUCAAGCAUUGUCUCACACCCAUGGUUUUCAGCAAUGAUGUUUUGUGCAUUUCUCCAAUGAUAGAUUCUGCUAAUCUCAAUAUUCAUGUUCUCAACUCCAGAACAGAUACAAAAUAAAAGACACAUACAAUUUUCACUUA
Populus trichocarpa (black cottonwood) is the source of this 1805-nucleotide messenger RNA. Its product is annotated as serine carboxypeptidase-like. The transcript has 9 exons. Bases 116 to 1642 code for a protein of 508 amino acids. Gene Ontology annotation, cellular component: vacuole. The record is from RefSeq and is a predicted model, not a curated record. Gene Ontology annotation, biological process: proteolysis. NCBI's taxonomy places the organism in Eukaryota, Viridiplantae, Streptophyta, Magnoliopsida, Malpighiales, Salicaceae. Gene Ontology annotation, molecular function: serine-type carboxypeptidase activity.